AUGUCGGUCGUCCCGCCGACUAACAGUUCGCCCGGCAAAGUUAGAAUCAACAAAAAAGUCAUUCCCAUUACAAAGCUGACGUUGGUGAUUUUUGUGACGGUGGUUUUGAUUUUGCUCGUGGCGGGACUAACUUUCGGAAUUUUGCGGCGUUGGUACCGCAAACUACGCAAGACUUACACCAACGUUAACGCCAAAGCGCUCGAUCGUCUGAACGUGGUGCGCCUAAUCAAAGCCAACGCUUCGGAAGAUUACGAAAUCAACUACUUUAACGAUUUGCACCGCGAGUACAACCGGGUUGGUCGUUCGGUCGACCAGCGCGAAAGUUUGACGUUCGGAAUUUUUAUGACUGCCAUUAGCAGCAUUAACAUCAUCGCGGUUGUCGCCGGAAUCAUUUUCAUUACGUUUGGACUAAUUAAACCGAGUGAGAUAGCGACUAAGUUCGUGCCUUUUGUUCUUUCGACCAACACGCUGAUUUUUCCGAUUUUUCAGACCAUCGGCGUGCUCGGUCGCCUGGCUUCAACUACGAUCUCCAUUCAGCGUCUCGAGUCGCUGCUUGAGCAAAAAAGCGAGAUUGUCGUCCCGGAUCGCCCCCACAAAGUGAGACGAAUCGAAAAGGACAUCGUUUUUGAAAACGUCUGCUUCGCUUACAAAGCGGAAAAAUACAUCUUGGAAAACUUUUCUUUUCGCUUCAAACGCAACAAAAGUUACGCGUUAGUCGGCACGACCGGGGCGGGCAAGACGACGAUUUCAAAACUCUUACUUCGUUUUUACGAUCCCCAGCGCGGACGGAUUUUGAUUAAUGGCCACGAUUUAAGGAAAGUUGACCUCAAGAGCUACCUUAGUCGGGUUGGUUACAUUGAGCAGGAACCAGAAAUUUUUAACGGCACGAUCGCCCAAAACAUAACUUACGGCAGUUUUGACGCUAGUCCAAGCGAGAUUGAAACCGCCGCCGAAAAAGCUAAUCUGGCCAAUUUUAUCGCUUCUUUACCGGCCCAGUACGAAACGAUCGUGGGCGAAAAAGGCUUCAUUCUUUCGGGCGGACAAAAGCAGCGGAUUUUGAUCGCCCGCAUGCUACUUAAAAACCCCGAUUUAAUUAUCUUAGACGAAGCGACCAGCGCCCUGGAUAACAUCGUAGAAAGACAGAUCCAAGCUCAACUAAAUCAACUAGCCGCCGGCCGAACGAGCAUUAUCAUUGCACACCGCUUGUCAACAAUUCAAAACGUGGACCAAAUUUUGGUUUUAGCUCAUGACAAAGGUCUCGUGCAAGUCGGGACUUUUAGCGAACUGGUUAAAAAACCCGGUUAUUUUCAAAAACUUUACCAGGCUGGUUUGAUGAAAACCUAG
This is a messenger RNA of Centruroides sculpturatus (bark scorpion), 1344 nucleotides long. Its product is annotated as ABC transporter B family member 10-like. The coding region runs from base 1 to 1344 and encodes 447 amino acids. Gene Ontology annotation, biological process: transmembrane transport. Gene Ontology annotation, molecular function: ATP hydrolysis activity; ATP binding; ABC-type transporter activity. The record is from RefSeq and is a predicted model, not a curated record. Gene Ontology annotation, cellular component: membrane. The transcript is spliced from 2 exons. NCBI's taxonomy places the organism in Eukaryota, Metazoa, Arthropoda, Arachnida, Scorpiones, Buthidae.